Molecule: messenger RNA, 1046 nt
Organism: Medicago truncatula (barrel medic)
Lineage: Eukaryota; Viridiplantae; Streptophyta; Magnoliopsida; Fabales; Fabaceae
Product: polcalcin Cyn d 7
Exons: 1
Coding region: 571-813 (80 amino acids)
Molecular function (GO): calcium ion binding
Source: RefSeq, a predicted model, not a curated record
AAAGAAUGAACAUGAUCUAUAGAGGAAUUUUUUUUUUUUUUUGAGGGGAAGAUCUAAAUAGAGGAUCUUAACCCAACUUGCCCACUUUCUUUCUACUAUGGGCUCCAUUUAGUGUGUAUGAGUUAAUUUACUAUUUGAGGGAUCCGAUUUAGUUAUUUUAAUAUUGGUAUAUUUGAUUAUAGUUAUUGUAAGUUAUUAGGACUCUUGCCCAUAAAAAAAUGCCCAUCCUUAAUUUUUUUUUUCUUUUUAAAAUAUUUCCAUUCUCAUAAAAAGUGGCAGCCAGUCCACACAUAUCGGAUGAUAAUUGGCUGUAGAAAAUUUGAGACAAGAAAUUAACGCAAGCAUAGAAACUUCUGCUAAUAAUAUCAAAUUGACUAAAUUUUAUGUUACAUUUUUACAUGCACUAAAAUUCCAUAGGUGAUCCGAUGAUUAAGCACACCCUUGUUUUCCACUUUUUAAACAGCUCACUCAAGUUCAAUAUUCAUUGCAUCUUUAACAAUUCACAUCCUAUUCCUCUCAAUAUCAUACAUUCAUCACAAAAGUUAGUUAAAGUUACGUAAUUUUAAUAACAUGGCUGACAGAGCUGAGGUUGAACGUGUUUUCAAGCGCUUUGAUGUGAACGGCGACGGCAAGAUCUCAUUGACAGAGUUUGCUGAUGCUCUCAAAGUGUUGGGAUUAACUUCCCAGGAAGAAGUUCAGCGUAGAAUGUCCGAGAUUGAUAAAGAUGGUGAUGGCUUUAUUACACUUGAAGAGUUGGUUGAGUUUCAAAGUACACAUCCUAACUUGAUGGUCGAUAUCAUGAAGAAACUCUAAGCAAAUUUCACUCUUAUUAUAUUAUUAUCAUUAUUAUAAAUAAACCAUCCUUGUUAAAUUUCUUGUUAAUCAUGGUUUGUGAUUAACUUCGGAAUUGUUAAGGAGUAUUUUUGUACGGGGCUUCCUUUGGUUGUUGUAUAGGAUCUGCCUCUUCCAUCAUUGGACAAUAGAUGACACUUGUUUGUCCAUAUGGUUACUGGCAAAUAAUAUGUACAACUCCUAUUUAAUUUUUU